UGAGCAGCGGCUCCGUCACGGUCCAUGCAGACUCCACCGUGCAGGUGCUGGCGGGGGAGGCGGGGGCGAUGGGCCUGCGCGGGCUGUGUGAGUACCCUGGUGCCCGCGUGCCAGGCCACGCUCUGCGUCCCUUGGGCAGCCCCUGGCAGACUGCGAAAUCAAACCUGGAGAAGGCUGUUUCGGAGGUGGCUGCGGCGCCCGAUGAAGCAGCUAAAGCAGAAGCUCAGAUUAAAGUCGAAGCUAACGAAGCCCUCGUGAAGGCCCUGGAGUGA
Tauraco erythrolophus (red-crested turaco) is the source of this 272-nucleotide messenger RNA. The record is from RefSeq and is a predicted model, not a curated record. NCBI's taxonomy places the organism in Eukaryota, Metazoa, Chordata, Aves, Musophagiformes, Musophagidae.